AUGGCCUUUGAAGACUUCAAACUGAAAGGCCUCUCUGAACAAGUCCGCAACGACUUUAUCAAAGACGCUGGAGAAAGGCUACAAGAACGUUUGGUCAGAGUGGUUGAGGAAAAGGCCAGUAGAGAAGCAGAAGAGAAAGCUCGCCUGGAAGAGGAGCAACGGGUUAGAGAAGCUGAAGAGAAGGUUGUUGCUGAAGCUGCUGCUGCUGCUGCUGAAGCUGAGGCAAAGGCAAAAGCCGACGCUGAAGAAGCAUCACAUAUAGCUGCCAAGGAAGCUGCAAAGGCUAACACUGGUGCUCUGAAUCAGGGGGAGAAAUCAAACUCUAGCUUCGCCCCUCUGGUCCUAAAGACGCUGGAAGAACUGUAG
Messenger RNA from Lathyrus oleraceus (garden pea), 366 nucleotides. RefSeq names its product eukaryotic translation initiation factor 4 gamma-like. Lineage: Eukaryota; Viridiplantae; Streptophyta; Magnoliopsida; Fabales; Fabaceae. The coding region runs from base 1 to 366 and encodes 121 amino acids. The record is from RefSeq and is a predicted model, not a curated record. The transcript has a single exon.